Molecule: messenger RNA, 756 nt
Organism: Fusarium proliferatum ET1
Lineage: Eukaryota; Fungi; Ascomycota; Sordariomycetes; Hypocreales; Nectriaceae
Exons: 1
Coding region: 1-756 (251 amino acids)
Source: RefSeq, a predicted model, not a curated record
AUGUCAUUUUCUCCGUCCACCAUGCAACAGGAUGAGCUUGCUGCUCUCCUGGCCCGUAACCUCAGCUUCAACCCAAUUCCCGAGCCUGCCCCUGCACCACAACAAGAGCCCAUAGUCUAUACUUCAGUUCACUACACCCACUCUGCACACAUAGCUCAAGCAGCUCAACACCAAGACGUCCCUCGCCGUGCUUCAGAGCCACCCCAGACGCAAGGGCCCAGUGUUGAAGCUGUAUUGCAACACCACGGCGUUGAUCCAGCUACUCUGACACCUUCACAACUUCAGCUGUUCAAAGUUGCCGAGCCUUCUCAGCAAGAGAGGCUUAUUGAACUUUGGAACAUUUGCCCUCCCGGAAACGGUGGCGACAUCCCAGCUCUCGCCUGGAGCAGCACCACUGUGGAACAUGAGGAGCAACUUGCCCGCUUGCGUUACGAACGACUGAACCAGCAGCAACAAGUCAUGAGUCUGGAUGGUACCCAAGUUCAAGCAGUUGAUGGUAGGUGGGUUCGUAACUCAGAGCCUGAGGUAGAACCAUACAUGACUUCUGGCUACGAGGAGUUGAUGCGAAGAGAGCGUGAACGAGAGGCCCGCGACAGCCAGCCGAGGAGCACCUACGGUCUCUACUCACACGCCACAGACCCUGUCUACAUGGGCCCGGACUACGCUCGUGAACAGCAGUUGCUGGAGAUGGCAACUCAGUACGGUGCUUACCAAGGUUUCCGAGCACCGGAGGUGGACACUAUGGAUGUUAUGUAA